AUGGAUACAGAAUAUGUUAACAAGACUGUGACGGAGUUCACUAUUUUAGGAUUCUCCAGCAUCGGUCCUUAUCGGCCUGUUUUCUUUGCAUUUUUGUUAGUUAUUUAUUUUAUUAUAGUUACUAGUAAUAUUUCCAUAUCGGUUUUGAUUCUGAACGAUGGGCACCUCCAUACACCAAUGUACUUGUUUAUCUCCAUAUUGUCCUUCCUUGAAAUAUUGUAUACAGCAGUCACAAUUCCUUGUAUUCUAACAGUGAUAUGGAAGGGCAAGAUCCAAAUCUCAUUUGGUAACUGUAUGUUACAAAUGUAUCUAUUUCAUUCAUUGGGUAUUACGGAGAAUUAUUUACUGAAUGUUAUGGCUUACGAUCGUAUGGUGGCCAUCUGCAACCCACUUAGGUAUCACACAAUAAUGACGGUGAAGCGUUGUAAAACGUUGGUUUUGUGCUGUUGGCUGUUUGGGUUUAUAAGCCCCACAACACUUCUCAUAUCUAUCUCCAAGCUUCCCUUCUGUGGUCCUAAAGACAUCGAUCACCUCUUCUGUGACUCUUCCCCUCUUCUGAAAUUGGCUUGUACAGACACUUCCGGCAAUGCCAUUAUUGACUUUGUUAUUAGUCUCUGUAUGAUCAUUCUGACCUUCCUUUUUAUCACUGUCACGUACGUGAAAAUUAUUAUCACUAUUGUGAAAAUGAAAUCGAAGCAUGGCCAAGCGAAAGCCUUUUCCACCUGCGCUUCUCACCUCGCAGUUGUUUUCAUCUUCUUUGGAAGUGUCACAUUCAUGUAUGUAAGACCAAAUGUAGAUUAUACUCCAGAGUUUGAUAAAUUGGUGGCAGUAAAUUAUUCUGUACUUACCCCACUCCUGAAUCCCAUAAUCUACAGUUUACGAAACAAAGAAAUUAAGAGCACCAUGAAAAGGUUUUUGCAAUUAAAGAAAUUGCAGUUGCAUUAA
Hyla sarda is the source of this 945-nucleotide messenger RNA. Its product is annotated as olfactory receptor 6N2-like. The coding region runs from base 1 to 945 and encodes 314 amino acids. Gene Ontology annotation, cellular component: membrane. NCBI's taxonomy places the organism in Eukaryota, Metazoa, Chordata, Amphibia, Anura, Hylidae. Gene Ontology annotation, molecular function: olfactory receptor activity; G protein-coupled receptor activity. Gene Ontology annotation, biological process: G protein-coupled receptor signaling pathway. The record is from RefSeq and is a predicted model, not a curated record. The transcript has a single exon.